GCCGCCAGCGAGCUUCAGCAGCGCCAUGCUAAUGUGUGCAAACCAGGAUGAAGGGGAAACAUAGUAUCAUGGUGAUCCUGCUGAACUGCGUCACUCUGGGGAUGUACCAGCCCUGCGAGAACAUCGACUGCACCUCAGAGCGCUGUCAGAUUCUACAGGCAUUCGAUGCAUUUAUCUAUAUUUUCUUUGCACUGGAGAUGGUGGUGAAGAUGGUGGCUCUGGGGAUCUUUGGCCAUCGCUGUUAUCUUGGCGAUACUUGGAACAGACUGGACUUUUUCAUUGUCAUGGCAGGGAUUGUUGAAUACUCCCUUGAUCUCCAGAACAUCAAUUUCUCCGCCAUCAGAACAGUGCGUGUACUCAGACCUCUCAAAGCCAUCAACAGAGUACCCAGUAUGCGUAUCCUGGUGAACCUACUGCUGGACACUCUGCCCAUGCUGGGAAAUGUGCUUCUGCUCUGUUUCUUUGUCUUCUUCAUUUUUGGCAUAAUUGGCGUGCAGCUAUGGGCUGGACUAUUAAGAAAUCGCUGUUACCCAGAGGAGAACUUCACCCUCACAUCUGGCAUCACCCUCCCCACCCCAUAUUAUCAGCCUGAGGAGGAUGACGAGCGGCCCUUCAUCUGCUCUCUGGCUCAGGAUAACGGCAUCAUGUCCUGCAGCGACGUCCCUGCUCGGAGAGAAGGUGGACGGGAGUGCUGUCUAGAUAAAGAGGAUGCACUGCACCGUCAGACCCUGGGCCUGAGCGCGGAGCCACUGGUCAAUGGCAGUGCCUCCACCGUGGGGCUCUGUGUGAACUGGAACCAGUACUACACCCGCUGUCACACAGGACACACCAACCCACACAAAGGAGCGAUCAACUUUGACAACAUAGGUUACGCAUGGAUCGUCAUAUUUCAGGUGAUCACGCUGGAGGGUUGGGUGGAGAUCAUGUACUACGUCAUGGAUGCUCAUUCCUUCUACAACUUCAUCUACUUCAUAUUCCUCAUUAUCAUUGGAUCUUUCUUCAUGAUUAAUCUGUGCCUGGUGGUCAUUGCCACUCAGUUUUCGGAGACCAAACAGCGAGAGCACCAGCUGAUGCAAGAGCAACGUGCUCGCUACCUGUCCUCCAGCACGCUGGCUUCGCUCGCUGAGCCCGGAGACUGUUACGAGGAGCUCUUCCAGCUGGUCUGCCACAUCCUGCGCAAGGCCCGCCGCCGCUCAGCCGCCCUUUACUACAUGCUCCGUGGCAAAGCCCCUCCCCCUGGGGGAGGGAGGUGGCGUGGCAAAGGAGGGGCAGGAUCGACAGGGGGAGGGGCUAAUGUGAAUGGCAGCGAAAGACACCACUGCCAUUCUACUCAGAUCCCUCAUUGUAUUCAUGAUACCAAGUUGGACCAGAGCUCCCAAUCUCUGGAGAACGCCAUCUCCCUCUCCGUCACCCCAAAAACAGAGGAGUGUCUACAGUGUGCUGCAGCCCCGUCACUCAAGGAGGGGCUGAGACUGAUGGGGCACUCGGCCAAUGGGGAGGAAGAGGAGGUUGCGCUGGAGGAGAACGACAGAGAUGAGAACCGAUUGGAUGAGAAGGGGGACAAUGACUCUGAGGACAUGCCGAAGAGGAAACGCACCUGUUUAGGGAAAUGUAAAGAUAUUUGGGAUAAAAUGAGCGCGAGGCUUUGGGGUAUAGUUGAAAGCAAGUACUUCAACAGAGGGAUUAUGAUCGCCAUCCUCAUCAAUACGAUCAGCAUGGGCAUUGAGCACCAUAACCAGGCUAUUGUUGUAUGUGAGAUCAUUGGGCAGUCUGACGGGGGUCUGUCCGUCCUGAGGACGUUCAGACUGUUGAGGGUCAUAAAGCUGGUGCGGUUCAUGCCAGCUCUGCGCAGACAACUGGUGGUCCUGAUGAAGACCAUGGACAAUGUGGCCACCUUCUGUAUGUUACUAAUGCUCUUUAUCUUCAUAUUCAGUAUUCUGGGAAUGCACAUAUUUGGCUGCAAGUUCAGCCUGAAGACAGAGGCUGGGGACACAGUACCUGACAGGAAAAACUUUGACUCCCUGCUUUGGGCCAUUGUCACAGUGUUUCAGAUUCUAACUCAAGAGGACUGGAACAUGGUUUUGUAUAACGGCAUGGCCUCUACCUCCCCCCUGGCGGCCCUGUAUUUUGUCGCGCUCAUGACUUUUGGGAACUACGUUCUGUUCAAUCUGCUUGUGGCUAUCUUAGUCGAAGGAUUUCAGGCUGAGGGUGAUGCUAACCGUUCCUGCUCUGAUGACGACAGAUCCUCUUGUAACUUAGAAGAAACUGAGAAAAAGGACUCACUCCAGCUGUCCGAUCCCAAGAUUUCCACUUUGACCCCUAAUGGGCAUCUGGAUUUGGCACCUGCACCCAAUGCCAGGGGCCUGUACCCAUCUGAAAGGCUGAGCUUUGCCCUGAGUUCCCGUAAGAGCAGCAUGAGCUCUUUGAGCAGGGCUAGCCUGGAGCAGACGACGCUGUGUCCAGGGCGAGCCUCUAUGUACCACAACUGGGGACAGCCUGCACGACCAGGAAUAUGGAGUCGCAGGUCAAGCUGGAACAGCUUAAGUCGAUCUUCUAGAUGCCUGGGAAUGGGGGGCGGAGGCAGUUUAAGGGUCUGUAGCCCUCACUCUCGUCCUGUUGAGCAGGAGUCCCUGCUGUCUCCUCCGCCCCCUCCUCUGCACCCGCCUCUGCUCUCUAGACACUUCAUCCCGCGCAGAGAACGGCGGGCUCUCUCUUUGGAGCUUCCUGAGCUGCUGCAGGUGCCUGGACCGGCCCUGCCUCCUCUGGAGGCACGGCAAUGCAAGAAGAGCUUCUCUGGGGGUCUGGGAAGUGUUGGAGAGCACCAGGACUGUAAUGGGAAGACACCAUCAGUCCAACCACAAAUCAUCAAUGAAGUCUACCCUCAGGUCAAUGCACGCAAGGACAGGGAGGAUCUGGACGAUGAGCUGGACUAUAGUCUAUGUUUCCGGAUGCAGAAGAUGAUAGAGGUGUACAGACCAGACUGGUGUGAGACCAGGGAAGACUGGUCCGUCUUCCUCUUCUCUCCCCAAAACAAGUUCAGGAUGUUGUGCCAGUCCAUUAUAGCCCAUAAGUUGUUUGACUAUGUGGUGCUGGCCUUCAUCUUCUCAAACUGCAUCACUGUGGCUCUGGAGAGACCCAAGAUCCUUCAGGGUAGCCUGGAGAGGCUUUUCCUCACCGUGUCCAAUUACAUUUUCACAGCCAUAUUUGUGGGGGAGAUGACACUCAAGGUGGUGUCUAUGGGUUUGUAUAUUGGAGAGCAGGCGUACUUGCGCAGCAGUUGGAACGUUUUGGAUGGUUUCCUGGUGUUUGUGUCUUUGAUUGACAUUGUUGUGUCAAUGGCGGGCGGGGCUAAGAUACUGGGUGUGCUCAGGGUUCUUAGGCUUCUGCGCACACUGCGCCCCCUCAGGGUUAUCAGUCGAGCUCCUGGCCUCAAACUGGUUGUGGAGACUUUGAUCACCUCUCUAAAGCCUAUAGGAAACAUUGUUCUCAUCUGCUGUGCCUUUUUCAUCAUCUUUGGCAUCCUGGGAGUCCAGCUUUUCAAAGGCAAGUUCUACUACUGCUUGGGCCUGGAUGUCAAAAACAUCACCAACAAGUCUGACUGCCUCUUGGCCAAUUAUAAGUGGGUCCAUCACAAGUACAACUUUGACAACUUGGGGCAGGCCCUGAUGUCCCUGUUUGUGCUGGCAUCGAAGGACGGCUGGGUCAACAUUAUGUAUCAUGGUCUGGACGCAGUGGCAGUGGACCAGCAGCCCAUAACCAAUAACAACCCCUGGAUGCUGCUGUACUUCAUCUCCUUCCUCCUGAUCGUCAGUUUCUUCGUGCUGAACAUGUUUGUUGGAGUGGUGGUGGAGAACUUCCACAAGUGCCGACAGCACCAGGAGGUGGAGGAGGCCAAGAGGAGGGAGGAGAAGAGACUGAGACGCAUGGAGAAAAAGAGACGGAAGGCCCAGAAGUUGCCCUACUAUGCCAGUUACAGUCAUGUGCGAUUGAUGAUCCACACCCUGUGCACCAGUCACUACCUGGACAUCUUCAUCACCUUCAUCAUCUGUGUAAACGUUGUGACUAUGUCACUGGAGCACUACAGCCAGCCUCGUUCUCUGGAGAUCACACUCAAGUACUGUAAUUAUUUCUUCACCAGCACCUUUGUGCUGGAGGCUGUCCUGAAGCUCAUCGCGUUUGGCUUCCGACGUUUCUUCAAAGACAGGUGGAACCAGCUGGAUUUGGCUAUAGUGCUGCUGUCAGUCAUGGGCAUCAUAUUGGAGGAGAUUGAGAUCAGUGCAUCUCUGCCCAUCAACCCCACCAUCAUACGUAUCAUGAGGGUCCUACGCAUUGCACGUGUGCUAAAGCUGUUAAAGAUGGCCACGGGAAUGAGAGCGCUGCUGGAUACGGUAGUUCAAGCCCUGCCACAGGUGGGGAAUCUUGGCCUCCUCUUCAUGCUGCUGUUCUUCAUUUAUGCUGCACUGGGGGUGGAAUUGUUUGGAGAGCUGGUGUGCAACGAGGACUACCCAUGUGAGGGCAUGAGUCGGCACGCCACCUUUGAGAACUUCGGCAUGGCGUUCCUCACCCUCUUCCAGGUCUCCACUGGUGACAACUGGAACGGCAUAAUGAAGGACACUCUUCGAGAAUGCCCGCCGGGCGAAUACACCUGUAAUCCCAGCCUACAAUUCAUCUCUCCGAUGUACUUUGUGAGCUUUGUGCUCACGGCCCAGUUUGUUCUCAUCAAUGUGGUCGUGGCAGUGCUGAUGAAACACCUAGAUGACUCCAACAAAGAAGCCCAGGAGGAGGCAGAGAUGGAUGCGGAGAUUGAACUGGAGCUGGCCCAGGGAACGCUCUGCUGCAUCGGAGGAGGCGGGUCUGGAGCAGAGAGGAGCAGUGGGGGGCAUCAAGGGGCUGGACCCUGCUCUACUCUUCCACCUCACUCCCCGAACACACACCCAGGUGCCCACGAGCCCAACAGCACCAGGAAACUCUACUCACCAGCCCAGGAGAACUUGUGGCUGGACAGUGUAUCGCUGCUUAUCAAAGAUUCAUUUGAAGGGGAGAUGCUGAUGAUUGACAACCUCUCUGGCUCCGUCUUCCAUCAUUACUCCUCCCCACCCAUCUGCAAGGACUGCAGGACUCAUCCGCAAGAGCAGAUCCACAUGGCUGAACUGGAGCAGGCAUCUCUGAGGUCGGAGCAGCUCUCAGAUAAGUCAUCCUCACCAGCGCUGCCUGAUGACCUCAGCCUGGACGAGCAGAGCGUGUACCAGAUGUCUGCCAAAGAGGGCAAGGAAAGGGGCUGUGAUGAGUGCCUAAACACUGAAGAACCUGGAGGGAGAGGUCACAGCAGGUUACGGCGACCCUCUCGGGUUCACAGCUCUGGGACAGAAGAGGGGGUGGCAGUGAAUGGAGCCAGUUCUCAAAGUCCACAUCACAACACACCUGCUCGUCACAGCAUAGGUGGAGUUCCCAGCAGUAAUCAGGAAUACCCAGGGGUUUCUGGAGCCUCAAGCCGUUCUACCACUCCCAUCCAUCUCAUUGCUGAAUUCUUCCACCCAGCUGCUGCGGCCCUCCCGGCACCCCCGAGAGGCCGACCGGGACACAAACCAAGAGGGCUCCGGCUAACUUCCCCAGCCUCAUGGGCAUCUCUACGCUCUCCUGGAGCAAACACCAGGCUGCUCACCACACAGUAUUCAUCUCACAGUGACUCCUCCCUGGCUACGGGCAGCUCAGAGAGCAGCCUACCAACCACCAUGGAAGAAGGGCUCAGUUUCACCACCCAGCCACUGCUGGACACACUCCUUGACGAUCGCUCCAGCCUCUCCACAAAGACCCUGAGACCCAGCCCUCCAGCCGCCCAGAACCUCCAAACUAUGAGGGGGCACCAGCGCAGCAAGAGCAGUUGUGAAAGGGACAUUAAUGCAGGAAGAACUCGGCAAGACUCCGAUGAGGAUGUAGGGAUGGUACGGUGCGGUUCUAACCAGACUUGCGACAGCCAACAGCUCUCCGAGACACCGAGCAGCCUGUCGCUCACAUCGCUGCUUCUGCCGAGCUCUCUAGCGCCCCCGUUUGUGAAAAAGUGCAACAGCACAGGUAGCUUAGACCAGGGGAUUCUCACAACCCAAGAAAAUGUGUUCAUAAAAGAGCCACAGGGUAAAAUCACCAGCCCCUGGAAAGAAAGGAAAGAAGGAAGAAGAGAGAGUCAGUCGGAGGCAGCACAAGGAAAAGACGGGGAAAGUACAAGCCAAAUAACAAUUGUGGGCUCUAGAAGAAAUAGAUGAAACUUUACCUAAUGUUAGUUAUUUCUAAGGCCCAAUACUCAAUCUCUGUUAUUUUUUUCAGGGAGCAGUUUGACAUGUGGCAUUCCAUCUUAAAGUCUUUCUCUCUCUAUCUCCCUGUUUUCAUUUGUGACCUGUUACCAUUUUGUAUUUGCUUGUGGUAAACGUCCGACAGGACUGGAGAGAAACUGGAGAGAGAGACCUGAGAGCAGUUUGGCCCCUUAGAGCAUGACUAGACAGAAGGGGACUGUUCAGACAGCUGCCUGAACAAUCAGGUCAAGAGACGACAUACAGUACAGGAAAAGCUUUCCAUAUGCUGGAAUGCUAGUUUUCUUAAAUGUUAGUUAAAAAGGGGAAAAAAAGAUAAACCCGAAAGUAUAUAUAGAGGAACUGAAAAGAUAAAGAGAUACAGAAAAAUAUACAGUAAAAGAUAUUUCUUCUCUAAAAGAGGGCAUGUUUGGUUUAAUGAUUUAAUGCAGUUACAUUACAAGGAAGAGUUUAGGAUUUUAACUCUUUCAGUAUACACAUACUUUUUUUACUGUUUUUUUCAUUCUCUUGUCAUUUAGUUUGUUUGUAUUUGUGUGUUUCUACGACAUUGAGGAGAGAGAACAGUGUUCCUCAUUCAACCUGAAGCAAAGCAUUCAUUUAGAGAGUGUCCAAACUUAAUGAGAAGAAGUCAGACAUCCAU
This is a messenger RNA of Sinocyclocheilus grahami, 6945 nucleotides long. Its product is annotated as voltage-dependent T-type calcium channel subunit alpha-1I-like. Gene Ontology annotation, biological process: calcium ion transmembrane transport; membrane depolarization during action potential; calcium ion import. The transcript has 36 exons. The record is from RefSeq and is a predicted model, not a curated record. Gene Ontology annotation, molecular function: voltage-gated sodium channel activity; low voltage-gated calcium channel activity. Gene Ontology annotation, cellular component: voltage-gated sodium channel complex; neuron projection; plasma membrane. Bases 48 to 6260 code for a protein of 2070 amino acids. NCBI's taxonomy places the organism in Eukaryota, Metazoa, Chordata, Actinopteri, Cypriniformes, Cyprinidae.